Messenger RNA from Pararge aegeria (speckled wood butterfly), 1039 nucleotides. RefSeq lists its product as uncharacterized. The transcript is spliced from 3 exons. The coding region runs from base 1 to 810 and encodes 269 amino acids. Lineage: Eukaryota; Metazoa; Arthropoda; Insecta; Lepidoptera; Nymphalidae. The record is from RefSeq and is a predicted model, not a curated record.
AUGAUUCUCAAAUUGAUCGCUAUCCAAAUUAUCAUCACAACAUUAACCAUUAUCAGGGCGAAUGCUUCCGAAGAUCGGUAUCUCAGAUACGUCAAAGACAACUGUUAUUUAAAAGGAGAGGCGUUCUCUUGCGUAAAGUAUAGAGCACUGAGAAUCGCUAAGAAAACAUUAUUUGGCGAUAUGAAUAAUAAUGAAACAAUACAAGCAAGCAACAUGAUCAGCUUCGUGCCUUUGGAUGAAGAAACUAUAAAGAAUCUUACUGUUACUGAAGACGCGGAGUUACUGACCAACGAACCCAGAGGCUUUCUAUCCGAAUGGACUGAAAUCGCGAAGUAUUUCAUGAGUUUGGUGACGGAGUUCUUUAAAAUGAAAGGUCUGAGGGUCAAUUUGCCAGAAGGUUCGAGAACAAUCGAAGAUCAGGCUGUAGAUGAUGGCCGUGGUAAGAGAAAGAAGCUGGCAGUUAUGAUCCCACUUCUAAACCUGCUGGCAACACUGAAGACCAAAAUGCUGCUCAUCCCAAUACUUCUCGCUGUAAUGCUGAUCAAGAAAUUGUUGCUAGUCGCAGCAUUAUUGCUGCCCAGCUUGCUCAGUACUUUGAAGGCUUGUAAGCAACACCACCAUCCGAUGACCCAUUACUCAUACCUGGGGAGUGACACCACAGACUUCAACUCUGACUACGCCAACAGCUACUCCUAUUCUUCAGGUGGUGGUUACGGAAAGGACUGGCCUACGAACCGAGCGUACACCUUAUCAAAGCACCGACCUACAUCUGCACCGGUAUACAUAACCGCACCUGGUGCUGUAGCCUAAAUUCUGUAUGGUUCUGCUAAAAUGUCUAAUGAUAGUACGUAAAUAUUGACUUUGAACUCUUUCGAUAGUUCUUUUAUCAUUAUACGACUCAACUGUCAAGAGAGAUUGGCAUGUCUGCCUAGAAAAUGUUUAUUUAAAAAUAGAUAACCACAAUAUUAGGCGAGACUAAAAGCAAGAAGACAAAUGCUAUAGAAAAGAGGAAGUGCUUGUUCGUACCUAUGGGAGAUAA